AGUUUACAAUAUAAUAGCUUAAAUAUACAUAUAAAAGAAAAAUAAAGUGAAAACGUCACUCUCGUGUGGAACACAUAUAUUUUUUCGCUUUUUAGCAGAUCAUUAUUUUUUUUUUUUGAUUAUUGUUUACUCCGAAGCUAUUCUCCCAUAAAGAGAUAUUUUGUUUCUAAAAAAAGAAAUACAUAAGAGAAACGAACACAUUUUUAGAAUAAAAUUUCAUAAAUUAAUAAUAAAAUAUAGGAAAGCAACUUUACAAACACAAUAAAACAAGAAAAUCAGUUUUAAAUUAAGUGAAAGAUUGUGCAGAUGGUAGACCUAAAGAAAUUUAAUUGAUAAAAAUAAGACUAUAUACAUACAUAUGUAGAUGUUGCAAUAAUCGUUCUUCUUUAUUUGGAUAAUAAUUUUUUAAUUCAUAGGAAAGAAAAAAAAAUUCAAGUAAAUAUUAAUUUAUAAAAAAAAAUAAAUAAAGAUGACAGAAAAUGAUAGUGGAAAGUGUGCAUUAUGUGGCUGUGAAGCAAAAAGUUUUUGCUCUGCGUGUAGAACAACAAAAUAUUGUUCAGUUGAACAUCAAAAGAAACAUUGGAAACAGCACAAAAUUGAUUGUCAACCAUAUAAGAUAGUAGCAACAGAAGACAUGGGACGUGUUUUAAUUGCAACACGUGAUAUUUUAGCUAAAAAUAUUAUAUUCGUUGAGAGUCCUAUAUGUGUCGGCCCUAAAUGGUUUAUAAGCGACCGUGAUGAAACAAUACCUAUAUUUCCAUGUGUUGGUUGUUAUUCGCCUUGCAAGAUUGGUAUACAUUCAUGCCCAAGGUGUAAAUGGCCGUCGUGUUCACCUAUGUGUCCUGGCCUGGACAACCCAAAAUUGCAUAGUCUAGAGUGUCCUAUAUUGUCACUUGGUCCAGGACCAACUGAUAGUAACAGCUUAAAAUCUUUAAUGGAUUAUUAUCGGGCAGAUUCAUUAUUUGUUCUAAAAUGUUUGCUACUCCAGUGGAAGCAACCAAAAAAAUGGGAAGACCUUCUGAAUAUGCAAAGCCAUGAAGAUGAACGAUUAGGAUCUGAAUUAUAUUUAGAUGCUCAAAAACGAAUUGUCUCGUUUCUGCAUGAUAAUUUUUUAUCAAAUUUUAAGAAAUUGCAGGAACAGUCUCAAACUCAAAUAUUAAAAAAAUAUGAUGAAAAUAUUUUACACAAAAUAUGUGGAAUAAUUGAAACUAACUACAUGUGUAUCAAUUUAUUAAACGGUUUAGAAUUAUCUGGAAUUUUCGCAAUUGCUUGUAUGAUGGAGCACAACUGUCAACCAAAUUGUUAUUUCCUAUUUGAUCACCAAAAUGGUUUUAAAAUAUCUGUUAUUGCUGGCCGUGAUAUAAAACAGGGAGAACAUUUAAAAAUAAUGUACUCAAAUAUGUUGUGGGGUACACAUAUGAGGCAAGAACAUCUACAAAUGACGAAACAUUUUAAUUGUAAAUGUGAGCGCUGUUGUGAUCCAACUGAAUUUGGAACAUAUUUUAGUGCAUUAAAAUGUGUUGGAGAUGAAAAUAAAACAUGCGAUGGUAUAAAAUUACCAAAAAAUCCACUAUCAUUAACAUCCAAUUGGCAUUGUAAUAAAUGUCCCGUUCAAAUUGGAUAUGAUGAGAUUAAUUAUUUAAUUUCACAAAUGGGUGAAGAAGUGGAAAAUUUAUUGUCGUCAAAACCAACAAUAAAAGAAAUCGAAACUUUAAUUGACAAGCUGUCAAACUUUUUACAUCCAAAUCAUUAUCAUUUGUUCAAUUUAAAGCAUUCAUUAAUUCAACUAUAUGGUUCACAAACUGGUUAUACACUAGAUAAACUUUCGGAUGAUUUAUUGCAGAAAAAAAUGUACAUUUGUAAUGAUUUAUUAAAUAUUUGCGAUAAACUAGAUCCAUUUACAAUAAGAUUAUCGAUUUAUGUUGGUAUUAUACUUUUUGAAAUGCAUAACGUUCUAGUAGAAUUUACAAAAAGAAUGUUGAAGGAGAGAUCAUUGUCACUAUCACCACCAUCACCUUUAGAAUUGAUAGGAAGUACCAUAACAGACCAAAAUCGAGAUGAUAGCCCAGGAAUUGAAGAAAAUAAUGAAUAUAAUAAAGACAACGCUGAUUUAAAAAAUUUAAAUGAAAUUAUGAAUAAAUUAACGACAACAGCAGUAAAUAACGGAAAUAAUGAAAACGGACAAAUAAAUAACGGAGAAGAAGCGACUAGUGAUGACAGUGGCAAAGUUAAAGAACAGGUUGCUUAUAAUUUAAAAUUAGCUCGAGAUUAUUUAUUAAGAGCAGCUGAAGUCCUUAAAAAAGAAUUAGAUAAUGUUGCUGGAUCGAAAUUAAGUGAUGCGGUUAUAAAAGGAAUUUCCUCUGUUGAUAAUUUGUUAUCUAAUCAUUCAUAAACAUUUGAAUGUUGAAGACUAAACGAUUGCUCUUCCAUUGUAUAUAUAUACUUUAGUUAUUCUGCGUGUAUUUUAUUCAGUUCUCAGUUAAAAUGUUAGUGUCUCUGUUUUCUGAGUGUUUACUCUAAUCUUUUUAUACCGUUCAAUUUAUAUAUAUAUUUAUAAAAUUUUUAUUAGAAAGUAUUUGUAAUGUGACAUUUUUAUUAACAUGCGUUUGUGACACGAAUAAAACUAUUUUAGAAAAUUUAAUCAUCAAUCUGUGAAAAGCAUUUUUUUUAUUAUUCAUUGUGCCCGUUAAUUUAUCUAUUCGUUUUCAAAUCUUUUAAACGUUCAGCAGAAAAAUUAUAUGAAACGAGAUAUUAAUGAAGAAAUUACUUCAGUCGGUAGGACCUCAAGUUUUAUAGAUGUAAUUUUUGAAAUUUUACUAUGGCGGUUCAUUACUUCCGCCAAUUACAAAGAUAAUAAUUUUCAUUUUAGUUGUUAUACAAAUAUAAUCAACAAAUA
Messenger RNA from Condylostylus longicornis, 2896 nucleotides. RefSeq lists its product as uncharacterized. NCBI's taxonomy places the organism in Eukaryota, Metazoa, Arthropoda, Insecta, Diptera, Dolichopodidae. The transcript is spliced from 4 exons. The coding region runs from base 470 to 2392 and encodes 640 amino acids. Gene Ontology annotation, molecular function: protein binding. The record is from RefSeq and is a predicted model, not a curated record.